Carlito syrichta (Philippine tarsier) is the source of this 1106-nucleotide messenger RNA. RefSeq names its product glycine cleavage system protein H (gene GCSH). Bases 1 to 558 code for a protein of 185 amino acids. Gene Ontology annotation, cellular component: cytoplasm; glycine cleavage complex; mitochondrion. The record is from RefSeq and is a predicted model, not a curated record. The transcript has 5 exons. Gene Ontology annotation, biological process: protein lipoylation; glycine decarboxylation via glycine cleavage system. Lineage: Eukaryota; Metazoa; Chordata; Mammalia; Primates; Tarsiidae.
AUGCCCGGCGGGCCGGGGAUAACCCAGAACUGCGGAGCUCGCUCGUGCACUCGGCUCCAACCACGCCUGGGGCGAGGCCCCGCCCCCGCCUCCGGGCGGUCCCUGCGGGCUCGCGGCGCUAGCCCUCUCCCCCUCGGGGCGGCCUCAUCCGGGCCUCAGUCCCCUCCACAGUCUUCUGUUCUAGUGCGUAAAUUCACAGAGAAACAUGAAUGGAUAACAACUGAAAAUGGAAUUGGAACAGUGGGAAUCAGCAAUUUUGCACAGGAAGCUUUGGGAGAUGUUGUUUACUGUAGUCUGCCUGAAGUUGGGACAAAAUUGAACAAACAAGAUGAGUUUGGUGCUUUGGAAAGUGUGAAAGCUGCCAGUGAACUCUAUUCACCUUUAUCAGGAGAAGUAACUGAAAUUAAUGAAGCUCUUGCAGAAAACCCAGGACUUGUCAAUAAAUCUUGUUAUGAAGAUGGCUGGCUGAUCAAGAUGACGCUGAGUAACCCUUCAGAACUAGAUGAGCUGAUGAGUGAAGAGGCCUAUGAGAAAUACGUCAAGUCUAUUGAGGAGUGAGACUGCGGCCCUAAAUAAACCAGUGUGGAAUAACGUCAUCCAGCAUAGUUGUCUUAAAUUCGUGGUGGACGGAAGACUUAAAAUAGCAGCUUGUAGCAAUACUGAUGGGAAAAGAAACUACUCAUCACUGCUAAUGAGAAACAGUGCUGCUUAACCUUCUAAGGAUUACAGUUAAAAACAGUAUGCAUCUUUUCCCCAAUACCCUCUGAUGUUGAGACGAGGCCCUAGUAUUCCGAAUUCAUGAAAUAUCCAUUGUAAGACUGGUUAUGAAAAUUAUGUAAUGUAAGGAUAACAUUGUUAUCUUAAGCCUUAUAAAACAUUGUAACUUGCUUACAUCCACACUUGGAUUUGGGUUAAAAACGUACUGAUCUUUCCACUGGAAAUUACUGGGAGUGGAGAAGCUUUUGUUGGUGGUACGGUGUCAGAUGAAGAACCACAGUAGCUUAAUCUUGCAUCAUACUGCAUUUGCUGUGCUGUUUUUAUACAGUGAAUCAACAGCUUUGCAGCAAAAAAGAAACAAAUAAUAAAAGAUGCAACUUCCUUGUUAA